Cajanus cajan (pigeon pea) is the source of this 2409-nucleotide messenger RNA. RefSeq names its product phosphatidylinositol/phosphatidylcholine transfer protein SFH8. The record is from RefSeq and is a predicted model, not a curated record. Lineage: Eukaryota; Viridiplantae; Streptophyta; Magnoliopsida; Fabales; Fabaceae.
AAUAAACAUUAAUUUGACUGGCUAGGUGGUUUGAUUUACAGUUUUGACUUUUGAAGCAUUUUUUCACCGUUUCACAAACCAUUUCCUCUGCCGACAUCUUCCAAUCUAUCUUCGUUUGUCCUCUGCAACACCACAACCACCCUAAUCAUUACUACCGUAACCUCUUAUUUAAUUCGGUUUCUGUUCCACUCAAUUGGUUUUACUCUUCAAUCUCAUGUUUUCUUUCAUCCACCACGCAACUUUCAUUUUCAAUUAACACUAUUCUUCACAUGUCUGGGCCUCUUGAUCGCUUCGCACGUCCCUGCUUUGAAGGGUUUUCUGGUCACGAUGAAAGGAGGGAGAGGAAAUCGGAUUUUGAGAACUCGGAAGAUGAUAGGCGAACGAGGAUUGGUAGUUUGAAAAAGAAAGCGAUUAAUGCUUCAAGCAAGUUCAGGCAUUCUCUUAGGAAGAAAAGCAGCAGGAGGAAGACCGCGAGCCGCAGCAAUUCUGUUUCCAUUGAGGAUGUUCGAGAUGUUAAGGAGCUCCAAGCAGUGGAUGCUUUUCGACAAGCGCUUAUGUCGGAUAACUUGUUGCCUUCAAGACAUGAUGACUAUCAUAUGUUACUCAGAUUCUUGAAAGCAAGGAAAUUUGAUAUCGAGAAAGCGAAGCACAUGUGGGCCAACAUGAUCCAGUGGAGGAAAGAAUUUGGUACUGAUACAAUUAUGGAGGAUUUUGAAUUCAGUGAGUUGAAUGAAGUCCUGCAGUACUAUCCACAUGGUUAUCAUGGUGUGGAUAAGGAAGGAAGACCUGUUUAUAUCGAGAGGCUAGGUAAAGUUGAUCCUAAUAAGCUUAUGCAAGUGACUACCAUGGAAAGGUAUUUGAGAUACCAUGUGCAGGGUUUUGAGAAAACGUUUGCUGUUAAGUUUCCUGCAUGUUCCAUUGCGGCAAAGAGACAUAUAGAUUCAAGUACAACCAUUUUGGAUGUUUACGGCGUGGGUUUCAAAAACCUAACCAAAUCUGCACGGGAACUCAUCAUGCGGCUGCAGAAAAUUGACGGUGAUUACUAUCCAGAAACAUUAUGUCGAAUGUUUAUAAUCAAUGCUGGUCCUGGUUUUAAGCUGCUUUGGAACACAGUGAAAACAUUUCUUGAUCCCAAAACUACUUCAAAGAUAAAUGUUCUUGGAAACAAGUUCCAGAACAAAUUACUUGAAGUUAUUGAUGCAAGUGAGCUGCCUGAAUUUCUAGGUGGUUGUUGCACUUGUAUAGAUCAAGGUGGUUGUAUGAGGUCUGAUAAAGGACCAUGGCAGGAUCCAAACAUUAUAAAGAUGGUUCUUAGCGGUGAAGUGCAAUGUUCUAGGCAAAUAGUAACAGUUUCUAACGAUGAGGGGACAGUCAUUCAAUGUGAUAAGGCAUGCUUUCCAAUGCCAAUAAGAAGUAGUGAUACAUCAACAGCAGAAUCAGGAUCUGAAGUCGAAGAUAUCACUUCUCCCAAAGCAAGUGGGAAUUAUACAAACCCUAGGUUAACUCCUGUCCAUGAAGAAGCAAGAUUGAUUGGUAAGGCCAACCAUUCUGACGGUUUCUCUGCAUAUGAUGAGUAUGUUCCCAUGGUUGACAAAGCUGUUGACCUUGGAUGGAAGGAGAAACAAGUAACAACUCAAAACUCACAUGGGUCAACAGAAAUUUUCUUAUUGAGGACUGGAAAGUCUGGCGGCAAGUGUGCAUAUAUCUGGGCUAUUAUCGUGGGCUUCUUUGUGGCCAUCUUUACUAUUGCACGUUCACUAGCAUUACGUGUGACUAAGGGAAUGCAUGACACUAAAUCUGAUUCUGCCAAAAAUAUGCCUAACAUGACUGUGCAUUCAAUAACUAAGGAGGUAUCUCGUCCCCCAUCUCCUGUUCCCAUAUUAACGAAGGCAGAACUCAUCUCAUCUGCUUUGAAACGCCUUGGUGAGCUUGAAGAGAAGGUUGACAUGCUACAGUCAAAACCAAAUGUGAUGCCAUAUGAGAAAGAGGAGCUGCUUAAUGCUGCUGUUUAUCGUGUGGAUGCAUUGGAAGCAGAAUUGAUUGCUACAAAGAAGGCUUUAUACGAAGCUUUGAUUAGACAAGAAGAACUUCUGGCGUACAUAGAUAGUCAGGAGAGAAGCAAAUUCGAGCAGAAAAAGAAGUUUUGCUGGUGAAGAGAUAAUUGUACAGAACGGAGUUGCAGCUUGAUGGAGAUAUAUUACUUCUUUCCUUGUUGUAUAUUUUACCUGCACAGUUGUUUGUGUUCAAGAUGGCUUGUCCAUUUUCCUCGAAGUUCUUGUAUGAUGGAAUUCUGUUUAUAUAUACGUCUACUUAUCUCUCUCUUUCUCUCAACUUCGAUGAAGAUGAUUUUGUUUCCUGAAUUAUAUAUAAUUGUAUGACAUAAAUAAAGUUUGAUCUACCUUCAGUUUA